AUGGACGACAAAACGCCUCCUUCAGGAGAGCAGCUUGAGAAGUUCUUUGAGAAGGAUGUUGAAUGUUGGGAAAUAGCGAUCCAGACGGAGAAGAAGCGCAAAAAGAAAUCCAAAAAGCUUGAAGGCAACAAUUUGACGAGUAACUCAGUCGGUACUACGCCAUCAGCUAAAGUUGAAAGUGUUCAGGAUCUCAUUAAACUGGCUCAAGCAGCACAUUCUAAUUCAGUAGAGAGUAGAGGCAAAUUCGGAGAGACCUUCUAUAAGAUAGUAUCAUGCCUCGACAGGAAUGCGCAGGUCAUUGACGUGUGCAUCCAACAAGAGCCCAAAACCACUGCUCUUAUCUGGGGACCGAUACGAUUUCUGCUACAGGUUAUCGUGGACAGCGAAAAGGCAACGGAUAUUACGGUAGACGGCAUAUUCUUGGUCGUGCAACAUACGGGACGAUGGUCCAGAAUGGCACAGUGCUUCGGCGAUCUUGAGAGUGUCAAAGAGGCCCUUGUUCAGUUAUACGUCCAAGUCCUUGACUUUUUACAGUGUGCGACUAAGCGAUUUCAAAAAAGGUUAUUGGCUAGGGUAGGCGAAUCGGUCUACACCAGCGCGAAAGACAAAUUUGCGACAAAACUCACCAAACUACGAGAGGCAGCGGAUGUAUUUGACAAGACGGCACAAUGGGAGAGCAUUGAAGAUAAUAAGCGAACGAACAAGAAGAUUCUCAAUUUUGUUAGCACACCAAACGCCCCUGCGCCUGCAGAAGAGAGACGAAAGAUGGUCGAAGCACUAGCAAUCUAUGAAUCAAAGAGAGGAGAGUUCACCAUGAAUCUCAACAUUAGUGAGAUUCUCGCCUGCAUCAAAUCAUUGGCGAAUCCGAUCGCUGCUCGGCCGGAUAGCCUGGCAGUUACAGAUCUGGGAUCCCUCCCUCAAUGGUUUAAGGACAAUACCAAGUACCAGGGAUGGCUAGGGAAUAACUCCCCAAAGCUCCUUUGGAUAGUUGGGAAAGCAGGCUGCGGGAAGUCUGCCCUUGCGGACCAAAUUCGAACCGCUCUGUCUGAGACAAAGCAUAACGUCAUCUCUCAUGCCUUCCAAAGCAACGUGUCCACUCGGAAGCGAGGCAGAACCAGUCUAGCAGUGUCGAUUCUCAGUCAGCUUCUUCCUUCAUCGUAUCCAGUGACCGACUGUCAGAAGCGCGUCUUGACGAAGCUAGUUCCUUUAUGUAAUCAGUACAAGUCCCGCUUUGAAGAUUGUCCAUUUGAGCAACUGUGGCCUCUUUGCACUUCACUCCUGACUGAAGAGCGUGAUUUCUAUCUGGUCAUUGACGCACUCGAUGAGUGCAGCUUGGACCACUCUCGGCAAGCGAAAGGGUUUCUCAAGCAUAUUUCAGAUGUUCUGGGUCCCACCGCUGGGAAGAUUAUCAUAUUCUCACGUUCAAGUCACCUGCUAGGUGUAGGAACCACCUCUGAGGUUCCAUUAGAUGAGAUCAGAAUCAUGGAGGAAGACACACGAUCUGAAAUUGCCGCCUUUUGUGAUUCAGCAGCGGCAAGGCUCUCAGUACCGAAAGAGAUACAACUCCAGGUGGCCUCUCGUGCAAAGUCUGGUGCCCGCGGGUCCUUCUUGUGGGUAAACUUGCUGCUGAAGGAACUCUCAAGGAUCCGCGUUAUGGAAGUAUUUCAAAAGACGCUGGUUGAAUUUCCGGACGACUGCUGGGGUGUCUAUACCAAAGCAUGGAAGGACGGAUUGGAGCAUCUCGAUGAAAAGGACAGAUUAGACUGCCGAAAUGUUCUCUUGCUUCUGCUAGGGGCUCGUCGACAGUUUGAGCUCAGAGAGUUGGAGGAUGCUCUUGGGCUGUUUCCAGAUUCGGUCCAAUUCAUUAUCUCAACACUAUGCCAACCUUUGGUUCAAGUUAUCGACAGCAGCGCUCAACUCAGCCAUGCCUCCGUUCGAGACUUUCUUCUCAAUGGAGAGACUGCCGAUGUUGGGUUCUCAGCAUCAGAGCCUGAUGCCACUCUGGCUCGAAGGUGUUUGGACUUCCUCCUCAAGGCUGAAUAUGCCCAAAAAGAUCGUAUCGGCCAACUUCUGAGGAGGAACGUUGGAUGUGGUGGUUCAGCCCAUGGCAAGGAAAGCGGCUUCUACGAAUAUGCUGCCCGCAACUGGAAUAUUCACCUGACUGCAUUAUCGUCCCCGGACCCAGACUUGUUGAGGCUCGCGGGAAGAUUUCUACGUGCUCCUCAGUUUGCCCAUUGGUCUGAGUACUCGAUCACUGACGUCGGUGACUUCCAAGCCAUUCGAUCAACAGAGAUAUCCUUGACUGUUUGGUUGAAGACCCUAUCCACUCGUGAUAGAUCUUUACUGGAUUUAGACAAUUACUUUGAGCUACCAUAUACCAACCUCAACAAAUCAUACAAGGACAACAAUGACGACAAAAUUCUACAGUGGCUAACCCUUAUGCACCUUGGGUUUUACUAUUUCGAUAAGGGCCGGAUAAACGAGAUGGCUGAUGUCCGUCAAGACGUUGCAACGGGACUGUCAGAAUUACUGGGACGGCGUCACCCUCUGGCUUUACAAGGAGCCUCAGAUGCAACGUACACGUUUCUUUUCAACGGGCAAUUGCAAAAGGCCCAGAGGCUAUAUGCUGAAGUGGCCAAGGACCAGCGAAAGGUUGUUGAUGAAGACAAUCCCAGCCCCUUCUUCACGGAAGUCUUCCAAGCACAGGCCGAGUAUCUUAUGAUGAAGUACUCAACCGCUUUGAGUACGCUGACAGAUGCAAUGGCGGGCUUCAUCCGCACAACUGGCCCUCAGAGUAAUGGAUAUCUCAUUGGACAGUUAUGGUACGCUGUAGCCCAUGCAUCCGCUGGUCACAUGGAGCAGGCCAUUAAAAUGCUGGAGUUUGUGCGCGAUAAGCGCAAAGAGCAGUACGGGCCAGAGGAUUCCUUUGGUAUUGCUACACAAGUCUUUGCUGGGGACUUAUAUCGCAAGCUCAAGGUCAAGGAGAAAGCCCUUGAUAAUAUCAAACCAGCGCUGGACUUUCGUCGUGGAUUUUGGCCAAUCUCUCACUUCCUCACCCUUGACACAGCCUUGGUUUUGGCUAUUACAUAUAGAGACUUUUGGAAAGACGACAAGGCGGCUGAACUCAUUGGAGAGCUCGAGAGAGACGCAAAGCUCGACCAGGAGCAAAACUUUGUUCGUGCAUGUCAGGUCAAGCAUAUCAGGGCUCUAUUGCUCUUCGAAGAUGGGAGCAUUGACCAAUCGAUCAGAAUGUUGGAGGCUUUCCUAAUCGAGAUUGGUAGUGAGCGAAAUAACAGGGCAGUCUAUUGGAUACGACUUGAUCUGGCUACCAUGCUUAGAUAUAGGGCAGGGAAGGGUGAUGACACAUUGGCGAGCUCACUAUUUGAUGGCAUCGUCACCGAUCAAACAGAUGAUCCUGAGGACGAACCAGAUCCACCUAGAUGGCUUGAGAUAGCAGAGGAUGCUCUUAAACUAUUGCGGUUCGACAGAGUUACUGAGGCGAAGAAAACUCUUGAGGAAGAGAAUCUACGAUGGGCUCGAGAAGAGACAUUGUGGAUGUGGUUGGGAGUUCCGGCAGCUGACACAGGCUGGAUGAGGUUACCACAGGGCUUGGGCAGUGAAGGACCUCCACAUUCUUUUGGCUGGGUAAGGGAUUUGUAA
Messenger RNA from Fusarium sp. VM40, 3660 nucleotides. Lineage: Eukaryota; Fungi; Ascomycota; Sordariomycetes; Hypocreales; Nectriaceae. The record is from the annotation of a GenBank genome assembly.